Eublepharis macularius is the source of this 1014-nucleotide messenger RNA. RefSeq names its product gastrulation brain homeobox 2 (gene GBX2). The transcript has 2 exons. Gene Ontology annotation, biological process: regulation of transcription by RNA polymerase II; regulation of nervous system development. Lineage: Eukaryota; Metazoa; Chordata; Lepidosauria; Squamata; Eublepharidae. The record is from RefSeq and is a predicted model, not a curated record. Bases 1 to 1014 code for a protein of 337 amino acids. Gene Ontology annotation, cellular component: nucleus. Gene Ontology annotation, molecular function: RNA polymerase II transcription regulatory region sequence-specific DNA binding; DNA-binding transcription factor activity, RNA polymerase II-specific.
AUGAGGGCCGCCUCGCCGCCCGGGAUGAUGCCGCGGCCGCUGGGGAGCAGCGCCGCCUUCAGCAUCGACGCGCUCAUCGGCAGCCCGCCGCCGCCCAGCCCGGGCCACUUCGUCUACGCCGGCUACCCCAUGUUCAUGCCCUACCGGCCCGUGGUGCUGCCCCCGCCGCCGCCCCCGCCGCCCCCGCCGGCCCUGCCGCCCGCCCCGCCGCCGCCCCACGCCCUGCCCGGCCUGCCCGGCGGCUUCUGCUCCGGCAUGGCGCUCACCUCCACGCUCAUGGCCACGCUGCCCGGCGCCUUCGCCGCCCAGCACCAGGAGGCCGCCCGCAAGUUCGCCCCGCCGGCGCUGCCCGGCAACUUCGACAAGGCCGACGGCGCCCAGGCCGAGGCGGAGGACGGCAAGGCGUUCCUGGCCAAGGACGGCUCGCUGCUGGCCUUCGCGGCCGCCGAGGCGGUGCAGGCCUCGCUGGGGGCCGUCCGAGCAGCGGCGGGGAAGGAGGAGGCCAAAGGCGGCGGCGGCGGCGAGGAGGAGGAGGCCAAGGGCGCUAAGGACGAGAGCUUCUCCAUGGACAGCGACCUGGACUACAGCUCGGACGACAAUCUGCCCGGGCCGGCGGCCCACAAGGAGGGCGAGGGCGGCGGCGGCGCGGAGGAGGGCGGCCCCAGCGCGGCGGCGGGGCCCGGCGGCACCACCUCGACGGGCAAGAACCGGCGGCGGCGCACGGCCUUCACCAGCGAGCAGCUGCUGGAGCUGGAGAAGGAGUUCCACUGCAAGAAGUACCUCUCGCUGACCGAGCGCUCGCAGAUCGCGCACGCCCUCAAGCUGAGCGAGGUGCAGGUCAAGAUCUGGUUCCAGAACCGGCGCGCCAAGUGGAAACGGGUCAAGGCCGGCAACGCCAACUCCAAGACCGGCGAGCCUUCGCGGAACCCCAAGAUCGUCGUCCCCAUCCCGGUCCACGUCAGCAGGUUCGCCAUCCGCAGCCAACACCAGCAGCUGGAGCAGGCCCGGCCCUGA